Molecule: messenger RNA, 855 nt
Organism: Trichogramma pretiosum
Lineage: Eukaryota; Metazoa; Arthropoda; Insecta; Hymenoptera; Trichogrammatidae
Exons: 4
Coding region: 103-855 (250 amino acids)
Source: RefSeq, a predicted model, not a curated record
GCUAUUGAAAACCUGAAUGAUGACACUGUUUCUCAACCUCCUGUUAUUGAAUUUAACAAGUUGGAGUUUGUGGAAACGUUAAUUGACAAGAAUGUUAUAACCAUGUUUAAACAUGCUAAGCAGCGAGAUGGUAAUUGGUACGGGGAGGAAAAGUACGCUGAAUUAUUUACUUUCUGGAAACGUUGUGCAGAUUCAAAAAGCACCCAGGAAAAUAAUUCUCAUUGUGAUGAAGCAGCUCUUCCUUCUGUCAACAUCAAUGAAAACUAUUCCCUUGAGACUUCAAAUAUCGUGGUCGAGAAAGAAAAAAUAGAAGAUGAAAAUAUAUUUGUUCGUGAAUCGGUAAUAAAUGAAUUUGUAGCUCAAGAUGUGGAAUUGGUUAUAGAAUCUGACAUAAAUUUAAGUGAAAUAACCGUCGAUGACAUGGUAAUUGUAGAAGAUUCUCCUGAAUCAAGUAAUCAAGCUCUCUCUAAUUGUUUAAGCAAUAAAGAUACAAAUUGUAAAGUUUUAAAGGAAAUUGAGCUUAAUUCUAAUCCAUCAACAACUAUUAAAAAUGAAGAUGUGAAAAAGCCAGAAGCUCAACACGUUUCCAAAAUUUUCAAAGAUAUUUUAUUUUACCCAAAAAAAGAACCAGCUAAACCAGGAAAAAGACAACCAAAAGAAAAAGUUCCAGCAGUUGCAACUGGUGAUAUAUGGAGAAAGUGGAAAAAAGAAAAAGAAGACCAAAAAGAUUUAGCUGAAAAAAUAAAAAAAGAGAGAAAAAUUUUAAGAGAAGCUCGAACUAAGAUAAAAUUAAUUUUCUCGGAUUCUCUUUUCUUAUUGAUAAAUGUCAUUGAAAAACUGGAUGUAACUGAAUGA